GGCGGAGUGGAAGCGGUCGUAGGGCAGGUAUGGGACUAGCCGGCGUGUGCGUCCUGAGACGCUCAGCGGGCUAUAUACUCGGUGGGGCCGCCGGUCAGUCUGUGGCAGCAACAGCAGCAGCAAGACGGCGAAGUGAAGGAGGGUGGGCGUCUGGCGGGGUCUGCAGUUUCAGCAGAGCCGCUGCAGCCAUGGCCCCGAUCAAGGUGGGAGAUGCCAUCCCUGCAGUGGAGGUGUUUGAAGGGGAGCCAGGGAACAAGGUGAACCUGGCAGAGCUGUUCAAGGGCAAGAAGGGUGUGCUGUUUGGAGUUCCUGGGGCCUUCACCCCUGGAUGUUGCAAGACUCACCUACCAGGGUUUGUGGAGCAGGCUGAGGCUCUGAAGGCCAAGGGAGUCCAGGUGUUGGCCUGUCUGAGUGUUAAUGAUGCCUUUGUGACUGGCAAGUGGGGCCGAGCCCACAAGGCGGAAGGCAAGGUUCGGCUCCUGGCUGAUCCCACUGGGGCCUUUGGGAAGGAGACAGACUUAUUACUAGAUGAUUCGUUAGUGUCCAUCUUUGGGAAUCGACGUCUCAAGGGGUUCUCCAUGGUGGUACAGGAUGGCAUAGUGAAGGCCCUGAAUGUGGAACCAGAUGGCACAGGCCUCACCUGCAGUCUGGCACCCAGCAUCAUCUCACAGCUCUGAGGCCCUGGGCCAGAUCACUUCCUCCACCUCUCCCUAUCUCACCUGCCCAGCCUUGUGCUGGGGCCCUGCAGUUGGAACCUUGGCCAGAUUUCUGCAAUAAACACUUGUGGUUUGUGUCCAAAAAAAAA
Molecule: messenger RNA, 805 nt
Organism: Piliocolobus tephrosceles (Ugandan red Colobus)
Lineage: Eukaryota; Metazoa; Chordata; Mammalia; Primates; Cercopithecidae
Product: peroxiredoxin-5, mitochondrial
Exons: 1
Coding region: 30-677 (215 amino acids)
Biological process (GO): hydrogen peroxide catabolic process; cell redox homeostasis; cellular response to oxidative stress
Cellular component (GO): mitochondrion; peroxisome; cytoplasm
Molecular function (GO): thioredoxin peroxidase activity
Source: RefSeq, a predicted model, not a curated record